This is a messenger RNA of Linum trigynum, 2036 nucleotides long. The record is from the annotation of a GenBank genome assembly. Lineage: Eukaryota; Viridiplantae; Streptophyta; Magnoliopsida; Malpighiales; Linaceae.
UCUGCUUUGCCAUAGUAAUAUGUGGAUUGAUGGCUGUGGUUUUGCUUUGUUGGUCUUUGCAAUUAAUCUUUUUUUGCCUUCAAUUGAGGUCAGCACCUACUGUGUGUUGCUUUUUGACCAUUAAACCUGCCCCUAUGUUGUAGGUAUGCCGCCACUGAAGAAGAAGAAGGCUGCUACUGACAAGGCAGUGCCGAUCCCGGAUUUUUACCGGGCGACAAGAUCAGGGAGGGUGCGACAAGAACCUGCUCGGUCCACCGAAUCUGUAAGCGGGGGGAGUAGACGUCGAGCUGGAGCCUCAGUGAAUGAGGAUACUCAACGCACAGACACUGUGAAUCCAGACGAACCCAAUGGCAAUGAUGAUUCCGAGGCAGAAGCAUCCAAUCAUGAGACCGGAGAAGGUAGUAAUCCAACUGGAUUGGAAGCACCUGCGGCUAAAAAGAGGGGACUGUCCAAAGGGUACGAGAUAAUGAAGAGAACCGGAACUGGAGGAAAGAUAGAUGGAAUCUACGUAAUGGAGAAUGGGCAGUCAUUCGUAGGGCCUAAUGAGAGCUUGUUGAAGACAGAGUUGGGCGUCGUUACACGCCUGAUGGCCCCGAUACAGAAGUACUACUGGUCCAAGUUGACUGAAGCAGACAAGCACCCAUUAUUCAAGAAGCUAGAGGAUGAAUUUGACAUAGACACGGCAGGAGCAGAUGCAAGGAAGAUUAUGGAGAAGAGAAUGAAGAAGCGGUUCAUCAAUUACAAGUAUGCGAUGCACGCUCACUACCUGAAAGACCCUCAGACAGCCAGGACAGACCCUCCAGUGGACAUGAACAUAGAGGAUUGGCAUAUGCUGUGUGAUCACUUUGAGAGUGAAAACUUUAUAAAGCGAAGCCAAAUAAAUAAAGCCAACAAGAGUAAGCAAGUGUAUGCACACACUUCUGGUGCAAAAUCGCUUGAUCAAAGAAUAUAUGAGUUGGAGAAGAAAAAGAAGCAAAAGCAGCAGGAGCAGCAGCCUACUCAAGAAGAGCGGGAAACUGAUAUGGAGGAUGCUGAUAGCGUAGAGGAGGAGCCAAUAGAUCUCCUAUUGUAUGCGAAGAGGUAUCAGCGGGCUGACGGUAGUUGGGUAUCGGAGGAACCGCAGAAGAACUAUUUGGAGAUGCAGUCCAUGUGGAUAGAGGCAAAGGCAGAGGGGAAGCCUAUAUCAGGCCGUGACAUUUUUGAGAAGGUCCUCAAGAAAAAGGUGAAGUAUGGACCGAAGGAGAACCCAAGAUCAGCAAAGGAGCUUCAACUCCAAGAAGAAUUGGAGGCAACAAGGGCUGAAGCGGAAAGAAAAUCCAAGGAGUUUGCUGAGAAGAUACAGAGUCAGGAGGAGCAGCUAAAAAGCCAGGCUGAGAAGAUACAACUUCAGGAAGACAAGUUAAAGAGCCAGGAGGAGAGGUUUGAUACUCAAGCAGAGGCGAUGAACCAGAUGAAAGACGCACAUGACAAGCUACAGCGUCAAGUGCUAGUCAUUGCUCGCCAAUUACCCCACAAAUGAACUCCUAAGUCCAAGGUAACAACACUGCCUUAGUUUGCAGAGGCAGAUGAGAAUGCAGGCUAGGUGUUUGAUGUUUUAAGUAUGUUAGUUUAUGCUUUUGUGAACAAAGUUAUCAUGCUUUGUGUUGUGGUGAACAAGGAGUUUCAUGGUUGUGUGAUGUUGGACUACUUUGAAUGUUUGUUUAUGGUGAACAAGGCCUUAGUGGGACAUGGGAAUGGUCAUGGAUGUAAUAUGGUAGAUGUUUUCAAUUAUAUCUCCAUGUUCAGUUUGCGGAUUAAAUUUCGCAUUAUGGAAUUUGUUAAGCAGAUCAAAUGUGACAACAAUGGAAAGUUCACAUAUUAUGACAAGUCACAAUUAUAAGUUAUGAGAAAAUGCGUUCGUCAUAAUACACUGGAAUGGCAACAUAUAUUCGUCAUAAUAGGAAAAUAUGACAAAGGAUAUUCGUCACAACAUAAUUUAUGACAAAAUAAUUUAGUCACAACAAUGUGAUGGAAGAGUAUAAACCCAGGAAUAUGCC